CUGGCACUUGAUGGCCGCGAAUGAAUUAAAUUUGAACCAACUUCGGCAUCGGCAGUGCGUUGGGUUGGCGGUUCAGGGCCCGGGUUCGCGGCCGGCGGGUGCCGGGGAGUUUUACUGCGAGGUGUGUCGUGCGAAGCGGGCUGACCCUUUCUGGCUGGUGGAGGACUCCGAAGGCAUCACGUCGGUCAUUCGGCUGUCGUCGACGGGGAAGCAGACGUCGUUGGGUUGUCUGCAGCUGAACGACCCGGUGCCGUACCGCUUCCACUGGCCGCUGGGUGCCGACCUGCGCAUCAACAACGUGCAGUACCGGGUGUACUCGCGGAACAGCACCCAGAAGCUGGGGGCCAAUGGCCGGGACGAGCCAGCCAACAUUGGCCAGCUGUGGAGCAGCGCGGCGGGAGGUCGCUUCCACGUGACAAUGCAGUGUACGGACAGCUCUGUGUACGUCAUGGUGGUGCUGCUCGUAAAGCGGCGGAGCUGUGAGGAGGUGCAGGGCCUUAUGGCGCCACAGCUCAGUGUACGGGACGCAGUGGAGAGGGUGCGACAGCAGUUGGCUCGCGACGAUGACGAUGAGCUCCAAACUGGCGCCACAGUGGUGUCCCUCCGCUGCCCCAUCCUGGGGGCGCGGGUGCACACGCCGGCGCGGUUUGUGGAGGUGCGCGGUCUGGCGUGUUUCGACCUGAGGGCCUUUCUGGACAGCGCCGCCCGGACCCGGAAGUGGCAGUGCCCCAUCAGCAUGAACCACAGCACCGUACACUCGCUGCAGAUCGACACCUACAUGCAGCGCAUCAUCUCGGCGCUGGCAGACCAUCCCGCCGUCAUGGAGGUGGAGGUGGAGGCGGAUGGAUCCUGGCGACCGGCGGGCUGGCGGGACAGGUUCUACAGCGUGACGGAAGACAACCCGCUGAAAGCAGCACCAACGGCAGGGAUGGCGGGCAGGGCGAGCGCCGCCGCCCCGCAGUCCACACAGCAGCAGCAGCAAGUGCAGCAACCGCCGCAGCGCCAGUCGACAGUGACGACGGCAGCGGGAAUAGGAAGUACGACAGCCGAGAACGGGAAUGGGACCGGCAGCGGCGGCGUUGCGGUGUCGCACCGCCAACCGGUCAGCGUCUUGGGUCGUACCAACACCGUACGGAUUCGUACUUCUGGGUCGCCGAGGAUUCCAUUGGAGGGGCAGACGCCGCCGCCGGGAGUACCCGCUAUCACGCCGUACCAACCGCCUGUACGACAGGGGUUGGCGACGGCGAUUGCAGGUUCCGUUGCUGCCUGGCCAACUCCCGUCCUUGCCGGCUCUUCGGCGGCUGUCAGCCAACAGCAGCCACCGCCGUCUCAUCAGCCGCAGCCGCAGCCAUUCCCAUUCCCGACGGCGACGUCCCAGCUGCAGCAGCUACAGAUGCAGCAACCGCAGCUACAGCCCUCGCAAACACAGGCACCGACAUCCCUCACGAUGCGCAACGUGCAGUGGCAGCAGCAGCAGCAGCAACAGGACCCCCACACGCACACGCAGCUGCCCCCACCCCUGCAGCAGUACUCAGCAUCAAAUCGGCAGCAACAGCAACAGUUGGGCUACCUGCACGUCACCACACCCCUGGGCUCCCACCAAUACACACACCAGCAGCAACAGCAGCAACAGCAACAGGCCGGGGGGGCGGCCCCUUCGGGCGCCCGCGCCCGCGCCAGUGCCAAUACGAAUGGAGGCUGCGCACGGGUGCAAGGAGGCGCACAGCUAAAUGCGGGAGGCAACGCCGCUGUUGGCGGCGGGGCACCGUACGAAUGCAUCGACUUGCUGGGAGAGGAGGACAGCGAUGAAGAGAGCUGA
Molecule: messenger RNA, 1819 nt
Organism: Volvox carteri f. nagariensis
Lineage: Eukaryota; Viridiplantae; Chlorophyta; Chlorophyceae; Chlamydomonadales; Volvocaceae
Exons: 7
Biological process (GO): protein sumoylation
Molecular function (GO): zinc ion binding; SUMO ligase activity
Source: RefSeq, a predicted model, not a curated record